Raphanus sativus (radish) is the source of this 759-nucleotide messenger RNA. Its product is annotated as non-specific lipid transfer protein GPI-anchored 2. NCBI's taxonomy places the organism in Eukaryota, Viridiplantae, Streptophyta, Magnoliopsida, Brassicales, Brassicaceae. The record is from RefSeq and is a predicted model, not a curated record.
GGUUUUAUAAACAAAUCCUCUCACACAGAAACGCAAAAACACAAUGACUAACGUUGCAGUAAUAGCCGCUAUUCUGAUUGCAGCAUUGUUAUCAGCUAGCGUGACAGAACAAAUGGCUCCAUCUCCUUCCUCAGGACCUUCGGUUGAACCAGACUGCAUGACGAAUCUGUUGAACAUGACGGACUGUCUUUCGUACGUGCAGGUAGGAAACCGUGGUGGUGCGGCCAAUCCAGACAAAUCUUGUUGUCCGGAGCUUGCCGGCCUUGUCGAUAACUCGCCACAAUGCCUCUGCUACCUACUCGGCGGAGAUAUGGAGGUUCAGUAUGGAAUCAAGAUUGAUAAGGCAAAGGCUCUCAAGCUUCGAGUUUGUGGCGUCGUUACUCCAGAUCCCUCACUAUGUUCACUGUUUGGAAUUCCAGUUGGAGCACCGGAAGCUAUGGGCAACGAGGAAUCCUCCCCAGCCUUCGCUCCAACUUCAGGUGCUGAACCACCAGAAGGCUUAGCAUCGGGUCCAUCGGCUAGCAGGAUGAGCGAUGCACGAAACACUGCACCUUAUUCUCUUUUUCUCAGUAUCUUCUGCAUUUCAUCUAUAAUCCUGAUUUCCUUUUCUUUUUAGCGACUCCAUUAUUUGUAUUGUAUUUUCCUAUAAAAGAAGUAUUGUUGCUUUUGGUAGGUUAUUUUCCUGAAUUUAAUACUUUGUAUUUUAUGGAUUAUUUCAUCAUUCAUCUUACUAAAUAAAGAUUGUCAUCUUAAAAUUAA